This is a messenger RNA of Schistosoma turkestanicum, 669 nucleotides long. The record is from the annotation of a GenBank genome assembly. NCBI's taxonomy places the organism in Eukaryota, Metazoa, Platyhelminthes, Trematoda, Strigeidida, Schistosomatidae.
AUGGUUGUUGCAUUCGUUACUGUUGGCACAACUUCAUUUGAUGAGCUGAUCAAUGAAGUUAAUAAACCUGAGUUUCAUAAAGGUCUUUCGAGAUUGGGAUAUAAAGAUCUGAUCAUACAGUAUGGAAAUGGAUCUGUCAUACCACAUGUUCCGGAAAACAUUUGCACCGAAAAUACUGGAAAUUUGUCUUCAGAUUCUUCCCUACGUAUCAAAGCCUUUCGAUACAAAGACUCUCUUGUAGAUGAUUUUCAAAGCGCAUCCUUAGUUAUUAGUCAUGGCGGUGCAGGCACUUGUAUCCAGGCGCUUACUCCAUGUGGCAGCCAUCGCUUGAUUGUCGUCAUAAAUAACACGUUGAUGGAUAAUCAUCAGGAAGAACUUGCGCUUGCUCUGCUACAAGGAAAACAUGCUUUAGUGUGUACUCCUGCAUCACUUAACCAUUUGAUAUGGACAGGAAAUGAGUCCACUUAUUCUUCUCCAUUUGUACGCAAUGAGAAUUUGUCACUGGCUGAACUUCAAAAGUUACUGGGCCCUGAAAUUCUACCGGAGCAAGCUGGCUUCGUUGGAUUUACUCAAACGCUUGUUGACUUUCCAUUGAUGGUUACUUGUCUAACUAUUUCCACUUGCACUCAAGUAAAGUUAUGGAUUUUAAUACAGAUGGCUAACUACUGA